AUGGCGGUUCGGGUGGCAGCCGCCCGUCACGUGUCUACAACUGCCCUGGCCAUCGAUCUAGGGGGGCGUGAUGGUCGUGGCGAUGAUCGACGUAGUAGUGAUGGUUGCCCUUAUCUAUCCAGGGGGAGCGGCCCUGAUUUUGUUCAUGGCGACGGCCGUGGUGACUAUCGAAAUUGUUGCGACGACCGUGAUGAUGGCAGGGACAACGGCGACAGUCAUGGUGAUGGCAAGGAUAACGGAGAUGACCACGGCGAAGGCAGGGACCGCGGUGAUGGCCGCGACAUUGACAUCAUCCGUCCUGAUGGUGAUGGUAGGAAUUGUGUUGAUGUAUGUGAUGAUCUUUAUGUGGUGACCAUUGCCGGAGCUUCCGGCAACUAG
Messenger RNA from Phragmites australis (common reed), 378 nucleotides. RefSeq lists its product as uncharacterized. The record is from RefSeq and is a predicted model, not a curated record. Lineage: Eukaryota; Viridiplantae; Streptophyta; Magnoliopsida; Poales; Poaceae. Bases 1 to 378 code for a protein of 125 amino acids. The transcript has a single exon.